CCUCAAAUAACAUGGAGCAUCCAGGUGUGAGGGGCCGGCGCGAGGCGACAUGGAGCCGAGCCGCGCUUACCUCUCCCCUCCUUCCUUCCUGCCUGCCUGCCUGCCAGGGGUGCUGUCCCGUCUCGAGAAGCUGGAGGCCCGCGCCCGCGCCCUAGCACUGAAGCAAGAGGAAGCCGAGCAGCAGCAGAGGCAGGAAGUGGCCCGGCUGCGAGCCAGGAUCAAGCAGCUGAGGCGACGGAGGGACGAGCUGAAGGGGAAAGUGAGCCUGCAGCAAGCGGCGCUGGGCAGGCGGGAGGAAGCCACGAGCAGCGGCGCGGAGCCUGUGCCGACGGCGCGGGUGCAGGAGCGAGCUCUCCUGCAGUGGAAAGUGGAGACCGUGGAGGCCAUGCUGCGCGUGUUUUACCUGACAGGGAUUAGCGGGAAGCUGACCGAGCGCGGCGUCUGUUUCUGCCUCAGCACGGCCUAUGACGGCAACUACCUGGAUUCCUACUACCUCGAUAUCGUCAUAACGCAGCCGGUUCGGAUCCAUCGCCACUCCGUGCCCAUCUUCAUCCCCUUGAAGCGGAUAGCUGCGAAGUACUUGCAGACAGACGUCCGGUGCUUCCUGGCUACUCUGUCUGCUCACCUGAAUGCUUAUGUUGGGAGGAAAUACCAGGCAGAUUACUUACAGAAGCAUUUUUCAGCCUUUCUGGGAGGACACUGGCAGAAGAACUCCUUGUAUAACAUGCUGGCCUUUAAUUAUGACGUGACAACGGAAAGCAGCACCUUUCCCUUCAGGGUAAAGCUGCUUUAUGGAGACCUUGACCGCAGUCUUCCCACGGAGGCUAGUGUUUCAUGCAAAGAGGAUGUACCUGCCUCGCUGCUGGAGAAGGCGGCGACUCAUUCCUCCUUGUUCAUGAACAUGGCCCUGCACAAAGCCUUCGACACCUUCAGAAAGGCAGCAGAGACGCCAGAUAACACGGAGUAAGUGGACAGCACCUGUCCGCUCACCAGAUUGUACGUGCUGUACCGAGGUUGCUGCUGGAUCCGUGCUCUUCACACUGGACUGGUGAACCAGAGGAACAGGUGAACCAGACCCCACAGUGCCAUGGACCCAGGCCCCCAGAGGUCUUGAGGUGCCUGGUCUGAGCACAUUCUCUGUACACACCCCCUCUUUCUCUCUAGUACCUCACUGGGCCGGGCAGGAAACAUUUCUUACCGCUGGAAUGGGACACCUGAGAUUUUCAAAGUCACAAGCUACUUGGAUGAGAGAAAUUGGUACCAGCGAACACCAGGCACCAGGCUUAUGCCAUGGUCAGCUCUAUCUGGCCCCUGAGCAUUGAGUGGUGUGGAGCAGGUGCAAACUCCCUCUGUGCUGCUCUGUAAGUGGCCUGGAUACUUCUAGGCCUUGUGAGGAGAUUGCCCUAAGGCUGGAUCAGUGCGAGUGCCCCUUGGUGAUGGCACUGUGGCUUGCCCAGGGGCCAGGGUUUCCUAAUCACUCGAUGAUUGUGGUGGAGGCUUUGGUUCAAAGAUUUGACAAGGAGAGCCCAGAACGUGUCUGGUGAUAACUUCAGCUAGGCAGAAAUCACGGGCACGCACUUCUGUGCGCGAGCGGGACUGGAGCUGAACACCGAAGCCUUUGUGAUAAAACCUUUGGGAUGCAUUAAAAUUCUCAGCAGCUUGGCAGAGCCAGUGCACCUCCCCUUUACAUUACAGUCCUGAGCUGCUUUCCCUGUGCCUUCAUCUGUGCUGGCUUUUGCCUUCCCUUUUUAUCAAAUGAUGCUUCCUGGAGGCACUUUCACUUUUUUAACUUAAUAAAACAGUGAUUGUUAUAGGAAA
Molecule: messenger RNA, 1818 nt
Organism: Alligator mississippiensis (American alligator)
Lineage: Eukaryota; Metazoa; Chordata; Crocodylia; Alligatoridae
Gene: CENPO
Product: centromere protein O
Exons: 5
Coding region: 50-967 (305 amino acids)
Cellular component (GO): Mis6-Sim4 complex; kinetochore
Source: RefSeq, a predicted model, not a curated record